UUAGUGCGGUAGAGCAACCUAGUUUAAUAUUUAUGCGAAGAUAUACACUAUAGGUAUAGUAAAAAAUACUGUAUCUUUCUGAUUUAUCAACAUCGACACUUCAAUGGCCAAACGAACAGGGCGGCAAAGGAGCCAGCUGCCAAACUGCUACUAUGAGGGAUACCUGGACAAGAGGUCGUUUAAAGAUAAGACAUCUCGGAAACUGUGGGCUUGCCUGUGUGGAAACUCAAUGUUCUUCUUCAAUGAGAAGAGAGACGCUGAUUAUGUAGAGAAAAUAGACCUCAGUGGGUUUAUGUCAAUAACAGAUGACAACAGCCAGGAUAGAAUCUUAGAUGCAGCCAGAAUUAACCUCCAGAUGAAGAAUGAAAAUAUCAAAUUUACUGCUCCUAAUGCAGAAGCUCGUGAGCUGUGGAAGGGCUACAUCCACUCUAUAGCAGAGCUGUCGGUACCUUCCUCCCUCAACCUGCUUCCAGGCCAGGUCCACAUGCUAAAACAGGCAGUAGAGGAGGAAAAAGAAAGAUUAAAAUCUGUCUCUACACCUUCUAUCAGCAACUCUAACCCUUACAUCAGCCUGAAAGCAGACAUGCCAGCUUGUUACCAGAGGGUGUCCCGUUUGUCGGCAGAGCUGCUGCUUGAGAGAGAAGCCAAAAGAGGAAACCUCCUGCUGAGGCCGGGGAGCGAGGCAAACUCUUUUGCUGUCACCACCAGACAAGACCUAGAUGGCUCUGUAUUCAGACACUACAAGGUGACUCGUGUGGAUGAAGGGGGCUUCAUCAUUGAUGUGGACAAUCCUGUCCCCUGUGCAACGCUACAUGAUGUGGUCACCUGUUUGGUGGAAAAAACUGAAGGCGUUUUGAUUCCUCUCACCAUGGAGGGAACAUAUGAGAGAAGAAUCUCUUUUAUCAUGUCUGAUGAGGAAAAUGGAGAGAGAACCAUUAAAGGGGCCCCUUUAAACCAAGUCCCACCAAGCUUGCCCCCAAAACCAGCUCCAAAAAUACCGACCCCUGAACCAGCAUCCGAACAAGAAGAAAAGGAGAAUAUUUAUCUGAAUGAUCAGCUGGAAGAGAAAGAAGAACAGACCGGGUGUUGCCCCAUGAUUCCACUGCCUCCGCCAAAGAAAGCAAUAAUGCCUCCAAUCCCUACUCCUCGGAGGUUGACGUCUCCUACACCAACUCCCUCCUCUGCCUCCAUCUCAAACAACCAGGAUCCAAAGAUGAGAGUCUACAAAGACACUCCAGGACAGAUUCAUUUUGCAGCACUGUCUGAGCUGAAACUCAAACUGGAGCAAAAAGGCAAAGUCUGAAGAGUGACACCUCCUGGUGGGAACCUCUCCAAACAUUUAUGACUCACACCAGAGCAGGGAAACCUGUUGUAUGAGUCUGUCCCUGCAAGAUGAAACAUUAAGUGCAGCAGAGAGCAGACGGACAGCCUCCUUCUUGUUUGCAUCGUGGCCUAGCUCCUCCUCGUCUGCUGGCUGUCAGCAGUAAAGCUGCUCUGAAGAUUGACACUUUAUCGAUUCACCCUUCGUUGAUGCUUGUUAGCAAGUAAAUUAACUGUAAAGAGGAGUGUAAAUGUCACAUUAUCUUCAGUUUGUCUUGUACAUUUUGCACUGUGUCUGUAUAUCAAUGUUGUUUCUGUCAAAUGUGUUAGUCAUUGGAUAAAUUGUAACAUAUUUUUUUACAAAGAUAACUGAGUUUGUUGUUCCUGAAGGACAUGUAAAUACAAAUUGUAUAUAUUAUCUCUGUGAAGUAAAUCUAGUUUCUGCCACAUCAACUCAGACAUGUGAGCAAGGAGCUUCUCGUAUGUGCUAUGCAACAGUUAGAAAGCAGUCCCUCUUUAACAUCCUGUAUCUUUUUUUGUCCUGUGUCGCACCUUUUCUUCUACAAAAGACAUUUCUUCCUCACUUUGAUUUCUUCCUUGUUAAAGCAGUAAACAGAGAACAAGUUAUCGUACUCCUUUAUUACCUCAAUGACUGAUACACUAUAGUGGAAAACUAUUUACAAUAAACUGUGACAUCAUGUCAGCCUGUGAAAUAAAGUGAACGUAAUUCUC
Molecule: messenger RNA, 2052 nt
Organism: Notolabrus celidotus (New Zealand spotty)
Lineage: Eukaryota; Metazoa; Chordata; Actinopteri; Labriformes; Labridae
Product: signal-transducing adaptor protein 1-like
Exons: 13
Coding region: 104-1303 (399 amino acids)
Molecular function (GO): signaling adaptor activity
Source: RefSeq, a predicted model, not a curated record